Messenger RNA from Penicillium daleae, 1188 nucleotides. RefSeq lists its product as uncharacterized. The record is from RefSeq and is a predicted model, not a curated record. NCBI's taxonomy places the organism in Eukaryota, Fungi, Ascomycota, Eurotiomycetes, Eurotiales, Aspergillaceae. The transcript has a single exon. Bases 1 to 1188 code for a protein of 395 amino acids.
AUGCCCCGAUGGGGAAGACCACCGGGGGCACGAAUGGGGAGACACAACCGGGGAGGACGUGCGCAGUGGGAGGAGUCGAGACGAGUGGAGGAGGUUGAGAGUGAGGAAGAUGAGGUUGAUGCAUAUGGGCGCGAGCUGGUGCGGAAGGCUCGCGCAGGGUACAUGCGGCAGCUGGAGUACGGCAGUCGGGGCCCGCGCAGGCGGUCCGACUAUGAUGAGAUGACCGACGAGACGGAAUCGGUCGAGGGAGGGGAAUUCGACCUGUACGAUCAUGAAGAUAGCACGGUGGCCUAUGCGGUGCAAUUGGCCAUGCGGGACAAGGAGGAUCAACUGGUGGAGAAGGCUUUGGAGCGCAUUCGUCGCGCCCAGAUGUUAGGGAAGAAAAAUGUGCGACUGUCACAACGGGAGCUUGAUGCCUUGGAGCGCAAACGUCAAAAGACGGACAACGAGAACUCGAGCGGCUCGCGUCGCAACAACAAGCAAACUGGCAAUGCGACCAACUCUCGGCCAGUGUCUCGACGAAAUGCUCCCCUAGCACCUGAGCAACAAUCGGGCCCUUACCCACAUUUUGUACCGGAUCCUAGCUGGGGCACAGGCGCGCACGGCCGACCUUCGAGCUCGUCAUCUGCACGUCCACGUACCCCGACAAUGCAAUCGUUACGCCCUCAGCAAUCCAAUUCUCCUCUGCGACCAACCUACGCACCGUAUCCUAAUUCCCCCGCCGGUGGUCGUCCACAAUCGAUGCAGCAGCCAAUAUAUUCCCGGCCUUUGCCCGAUGAUCCUCAAUGGGCACCACCAUAUUACACCGCGAUGCCGAUGAGCCCUUACGGGCCCGAGCCACCCCCUUACCCGCCGCCGCUACCGACUGAUCUUCGAGUUGGACCUCAAAGUCGGAUGACCUAUCCUGCGGGAAUGUCGCCGAUUCAAGCCCAACACCGACAGUCUCUGGAUGGUCGCCAUUCGAUGGGUGCGCAGCCUCGAAAUGGGCGUCCUGGACCUUCUGAGUCUGAUUCGGAGAUGUCCAGCGAGGAGGAAGAGGAAACCGAAAGCAGUGAGGAGGAAGAUAAUAAUGAGGAGGUGCAGAUCGUGAAGGUGGUGCAACGUGCGGCUCCAUCGGGAGUACAGAGGCGCACUGUCUCCGGAGGUAGUCGAGGCAGUCGAAGUGGUCGCGCGCGAAAAAGUCGAUGA